This is a messenger RNA of Anguilla rostrata (American eel), 2368 nucleotides long. It is a transcript of the gene gsg1l, whose product is annotated as gsg1-like. Lineage: Eukaryota; Metazoa; Chordata; Actinopteri; Anguilliformes; Anguillidae. Bases 435 to 1355 code for a protein of 306 amino acids. The record is from RefSeq and is a predicted model, not a curated record. The transcript is spliced from 5 exons. Gene Ontology annotation, cellular component: plasma membrane.
GAGAGGGAGAGAGGGGGAGAGAGAGAGAGAGAGAGAGAAUCGUGACUUUAAUCUUUGGGCGGCAGGCAUGAGGGGGCGCAUAUAGUCAGGCAGGCUUCCUACGCUCCUGUUGGUUAGUUUUAUAUCUGUCGGUGGAACACUUAAAACGAAGUAUUAGGGAGAUGUUGCGCUUAAGUUUGGACUGUUGUGAAUUUUCCACGCGAGAGUCACUGGAUCCCAUUUCUGGAGCGCCAAACUGAAACAUAUAUCCAAUGAUUCAUAGGCAGGCUACUUUAAUUUUUUUUAACAGAUCGUCUUCGGUUUCAGUCAGUAGCCUAGCUUAUAAUUUGUGGGAUUUAAAUUUCACAGACGUUUUUUUCUUCAUAUUUUCGUUAUUUGUUCCAUAUGACAUUGAUGAACUCGUUUCACUCAACCGAGCGUAACUCUCGCGGACAAUGAAGACCACUCGAAAAUGCCGGGCUCUGUUGUCCGUGGGUUUGAACCUGUUAGCCCUCCUCUUCUCCACCACGGCAUUCAUAACGACGUACUGGUGCGAGGGAACCCAGAGGGUACCCAAACCGAACUGCAGCAAAGAAAGGCGACACAACUGCAUCGAUUACGGGGUGAACCAGACGGACCAGAGCAAAGUUCACUACAGCUGGGAGACUGGAGACGACAGGUUCCUCUUCCGACAUUUUCACACUGGAAUCUGGUACUCAUGCGAAGAAAAUAUAGAUGGAGCAGGUGAGAAGUGCAGAAGCUUUAUUGAUCUGGCCCCAGCAUCUGAGAGGGGAGUCCUCUGGCUGUCGGUGGUGUCGGAGGUGCUGUACAUCAUGCUCCUGGUGGUGGGCUUCAGCUUAAUGUGUCUGGAGCUCUUCCACUCCAGCAACGUGAUCGAUGGACUCAAACUCAACGCCUUUGCGGCCGUCUUCACUGUGCUCUCAGGGCUCCUGGGGAUGGUGGCUCACAUGAUGUACACACAGGUGUUCCAGAUCACGGUCAGCCUGGGACCGGAGGACUGGAGGCCUCACACCUGGGACUACGGCUGGUCCUUCUGCAUGGCCUGGGGCUCGUUCACCUGCUGCAUGGCCGCCUCCGUCACCACCCUCAACUCCUACACGAAGACGGUCAUCGAGUUCCGGCACAAGCGCAAGCUGUUCGAGCAGGGCCUGCGGGAGGAGCAGGCCAUCCUGGACCAGGAGGCCUUCCACUACUUCCGGGACCGCUCGGUGCAGUCCGUCUCCGGCUCCGUCGAGGUCUUCCAGGCCCCGGGUCCGGGACAGGGCGGGGGCAGGGGCAAAACGCGGGGACCCCCGGUGGCCACCUCGGUAGACCUGGGCGACAACCCUGACUCUCUGGGAGAGGAGCAGUGCUGAGGGACGCCGUUCAGAGGGCACCUCCAGACCUGUGCCUGGAACCUUAUCAGAGGACCGUGGAAAGAAAUCGGCAAGAAAUUAGCGUUUUCUGACUGAAGAUGGAUGUCUUUCCAGAAGUAUGAUUACAUGAAAGAUUUUUUAGGGGGACAUGCGGUAGAGCGUUAAACAGGACAAUAAAUUGUAUGUAUUAAUGUUAAGAUCUUGACAAGUGGUGACAAUUUGUGUGCUCAUGAAAAGGCAGGGGCGUACCAACAAUCCAAAUUUGAUUUAAUUCCAGACUUAGGAGCAUAGGAGCCAUUGGUUUAUCAAAACAAGGAAAGGCCCACAACAGGUAAGGUUUGUGUGGGGAUCAAAUAGGUUUCUAGACUUCAGUGUAGGAAUUUAGGUAUGCACAUUUUUUUGGACUGUAUCACUGCCAUUCGUAAAUAUAUCGAAUGUGGAUUUAAAUUUUAUUAUCAACCUGCUACUUUCUUGCCUUAUCUUUGCGUGACAAAUUUAUGCAAGACUUUCACGCUUGCACAAUAUGUUUGUUCCAUAAGCUGUGUCAGAACUCCUGAAGAUAGGUGUAGGUAUCACAGACAAUGUAAUACUUUAAUUUGUCACUCAGAGUUAAAAAGCCAACACCACUGAUGUUAGAUGGAAUGGCACUAAGGAACGAAACUCUUUAUGCAAGAUUACAGCUCAGUUUAUAUCCUGCUUGUCCGUGCUUGUGGUCGUUUAUGAACUUUGCUGGAUUCUUACCACAAAAGCUCAGUGACAAAGUGUAUUAGUCAUUUGUAAUUCUUGAAGCAUCCACUUAUGUAAAUGUACCCAAACAAACAGAAGCUACUUUGUCUGAAUGCAUACAUUUAUUCAUGGUUUCUACUCUGUUUUCUCUUUUAUAUGUAUAAUUACACAAUAUUUGUACAAAUUUAAAUGCUAUUAUCGUGAUCAUCAUUAUAUAUUUUUAAUUUGGCAGACUGUUGUCCAGAGGGAAGAGAGAACCAGAACAUACAAUAAAGAAUUAAAAAAUG